Conger conger (European conger) is the source of this 1293-nucleotide messenger RNA. Its product is annotated as ectodysplasin-A-like. Gene Ontology annotation, molecular function: tumor necrosis factor receptor binding; death receptor agonist activity; death receptor binding. The transcript has 8 exons. Lineage: Eukaryota; Metazoa; Chordata; Actinopteri; Anguilliformes; Congridae. The record is from RefSeq and is a predicted model, not a curated record. The coding region runs from base 117 to 1223 and encodes 368 amino acids. Gene Ontology annotation, cellular component: membrane. Gene Ontology annotation, biological process: immune response; animal organ development.
UUAGGGUCGAAGCGUUCAUGUGGGUUUGUGCACCAAAGAUACUGAUCAGCUGUAGAUCAGACCCCAGAAACGAACUGAUUAUGCUGAAAUAGCAAUCCCCGAAACCGUAAAUAGCAAUGGCAUUCAAAGGUCUGACAGAAAAGUUUUCAGAAAAAGCGCUGAAAACUCAACUUCCUUCAACCUGCAUGUGCAGGAAACGGUGCAACAACUGCAAGGUUUUCCUCGGAUUCUUCGUGCUGUCCUUGUCUCUGCAUUUCAUUACGCUAUUUUGCUACUUGGAUCUCAGAUCUGAAAUCAAACGUGAAAUCUCACAGAAAAACAGAGAUGAAACGCUUUCGACGGAUGCAUCCGGUCUGAAUGAACUGUAUCCCCACGCACUAAAGCCAGUGGACACCAGUUACCCUGCAGUGGACCUAGAGGACAGCAUCUUCCCAAUAAGGCCCGAAGAUAACGCCUUCCCCACUGAGGAAGACUGGAAGGUCAUUCACCGGCCAAAGAGGAGUCCAAGCAAACGAACAGAAUCAGAGUCCAAUGGAAAAAGGAAAGAGAAGAAAAAAGUUAAAAAGGGUCCACCGGGUGCACCUGGUCCCCCAGGUCCUCCUGGGCCCCCAGGGCCACAGGGCCCCCCAGGAAUUCCCGGUAUUCCUGGCAUUCCGGGCAGCAAUGCCAUGGGCCCCGCGGGCCCGCCCGGUCCCCCGGGGCCUCCAGGGCCACAGGGGCCCCCCGGACCCCAGGGUCCAGCAGGAGGUCUUGAUAAAGCCAGACUGAGAGAAAUUCAGCCUGCUGUAGCUCAUUUGCAGGGCCAGGAAACAACCAUUCAAGUCAAGGAAGAUCUUUCAGAAGGUGUUCUGAGGAACUGGAAGAUGAUCUCUGUGCACCACAAGGUGUUCAAGAUGCACUCGCGCUCGGGGGAGCUGGAAGUGCUGGUGGACGGAACCUACUUCAUCUAUAGUCAGGUAGAAGUUUACUACCUCAACUUCACUGACAUCGCCAGCUACGAGGUGAUGGUGGACAAGACGCCCUUCCUGCGCUGCACGCGCAGCAUCGAGACGGGCCAGCGCAAGUUCAACACCUGCUACACGGCGGGCGUGUGCUCGCUGCGCGCACGCCAGAGGAUAUCCAUCCGCAUGGUGUACGAGGACACGUCCAUCAGCAUGACCAACCACACCACCUUCCUGGGCAGCAUCCGCCUGGGGGACUUCCCACCUUCCGGCCACUCCUGAAUCCCACCGCUCGUUCCUGCCUGCACCGUCGCCCCCCACCCUCUCUUCCAUCCCGGGUCCCACCCACAUC